GCUGAGAAUCAGCGUCACGUUAGUUAGAAUCUGUGCCUAUGUUUGCUGUGGAAGUGUCCGGAUGGAGCUACAGACCCAUAGACGAACAGAAAAUGAAAUUGAUACUUGGUUUCCAUGGUAAAAGGUUCAUGCCCAUGCACACACCAUGAGCAUCAUGGCAGAUAAGGUUGAUGAGGUGACACUUGCCAGAGGUGUGGAGAGAGACUGUGAUUGGUCGCCAGCAUUUUCUGGAGAAUUUCUUACCAGUGUCAUAUGCUUAUGGAAUGUGAAAGACGCUGGUCACCAUGAAACCGCUCGAGGCAAUAAGAUGUACGACGCCGGGGUGCAGCUGCGAGUGUUUCCUGCCCUCCAAGCCAUGCCUCCGUUCUUGUGAGUCUUGCAAACACGGAUGGGUCGCGCAUGCCCUGGACAAGCUGGGGUACAGACACUUGUUCAAUGCAGGCCUGCAGGUGGAGAUCGUUCAGCCAAACAUUGUCUUUGACAUCGCCUCUCUCAUGCUGUAUGGGGCGCAGGCCACGCCCAUACGCCUCAAAAUACUUCUGGACAGACUGUUCAGUGUUCUACAACACGAGGAGGUGCUUCAGGUUCUACACGGUUUUGGCUGGACGUACGAGGACUAUGCGCGUGGAUACAUUCUGCAGGAGGCCUCUGGGCGUGUAUUAGACAAGUGGAUCUGUGCUACUCGCGAUGAGGAAUUCGUGAUUAUGCAACAAUUUUUGCGAUUUGGGGAAACAAAGUCCAUUGCCCAAGAGAUCAUUCUACAAGACACAAAAGAAAGACAGGACAUUUUCCUUAAGCAGACCACAAGAAAUGAUUCAGAAAUCAAGAAAUUCAUUGAACGAAGCAACCUAUCUAUGCAAAACCUGAUACGUCCAUUUGAUGUCCGCCAGAUUUUUGGCGCCCGUCUGCCAUAUCUCUCUCCAACAGGAAAUAGGUUACCGGUAUUGAGCCCCCCUCUGGGCUUUUCAACCCCAACCUCAGCAGCACGGGAUCUUCGUCCUCCCCUGAUAUCGGUCAGUUCAACCAGUCCAGUGACCACCUCACCACUGGGCCGCCUACAGACCAUGCAGCCCUUUGACUUCAGGAGGGAGGCUGUAAGCCCCUCAGCUCUUAGUCCGGGAGAGAAACCGUCCACAGUUAUCUCCCCUAAGAGCGAGAGCCCUCACAAUUUAAGUCUUACCUCCACGUCUGCACAGUCCACCCCACCCCACACUCCAUACACACCCCAGAAGCACUUAGACAUGGAUAUGUCAGCUCACGUUCCCACCAUGCCAACUUCGCUGUCUCUCACUGCACCCACUAUGAUGCUACCGACCCUUCAGAGACACGGGCACAAUGAUGACGGAGUGUUGAAUUUCUCCAUGAAAGAGGACCAAGACAGCUCAUUGUAUCUCGACAGAAAGAACAAACACUUGCGCAAGUCAUCAAAUCCGAUCAAACGUAACUGGAUCCCCGAUUCGACCUUCGGAUCAUCAAUGAUAGGACCAAAUGGAAAGAAGCGAGUGUUAUGCUCGGCAUGUAACAAGACAUUCUGUGACAAGGGGGCUCUGAAAAUCCACUACAGUGCUGUACAUUUGAAGGAGAUGCACAAGUGCUCAGUUGAAGGCUGCACGAUGAUGUUCAGUUCAAGGAGAAGCCGUAAUCGCCACAGCGCAAACCCCAAUCCUAAACUUCAUAUGCCACAAAAGCGACCAAAAAUUCCAGAAGGGGCCAGACUAGUUGAUGAUGGAACAAGCCAUUCCAGCAAAAGAGCUAUAUCAUCUCCGCCCUCAGUUCUGAUGGCAAAUGCCAUGGUAACGGGUAGUCCAGGGGGUCUUGGAGAGAGUCCCAAACAACGGCCAUUUUACAAUGACCCAAACAUAACUAUGCCUGUCUUUCCAACUGCAGCAAAACGCCUGAAACUUGAGGAUUUAGAUGAUGGGCCGAAAGAUUUGAGUGUGUCGUUUGCCAAAAGAGAAACAAGCCCAGGCAAUGCUAGUCUUAAUCUUGUUCCUGAUCACAUGCUUGAGGAGUAUCAGCAUGCCUUAAAGUGUGGCAUCUCAGAUGAGCAAGACUCCUCAGACAAUAGCAGGUCAGAAGCCUCUGGAAGCCAUGGUCAACCACGGUCCCAGAGCCGCAGAAAGAACACACCCAUUCGGCUCUCACACCAAGUACAUCACUACAGAAAUGAAGAUGGUACCAGGAAAAAUGGCAAUGAAUAUAACAAUCAUAUUGAAAGUAAAAAGGAUGUUGAAGACGAAAACUCAAUGGCUAAAGGUGGAGCAGAAGUUGGCAGUGAACUCUCUGAUGAUGAAGACAGAGGUCUUGAAAGGAGUGACAACAAGCUUGUGAUUGAUGAUGAUGAUGAUGAUGAUGAUAAUAUUGAUGGUGACGAUGAGGAUGAUGACGAUAUAGACAGGACAGAUACGGGUGAAGUUUUGGACUUUGCCAUGCACAUGCCUGAGGGGAUGGACCCAGAGCAGUUUUCAGCCACAUCACAUGAAUCAGAUGAAGAGUCAAAUGAAUCUACAGAUAUGUCAAAGCAGACUGAACAUCUGUCAGACUUUGAAAUUCCUCUCAAUAUUGAGAACCCAAAGCAGUGUGUCUCGUGUGGGAAGACUUUCCUCAAUAUAUUUGGUCUAAAAAUCCACUACAAGAAUGUUCAUCUGAAACUGAUGCACACUUGCACUGUUGAAGGGUGCGGUGCUUCUUUCCCAUCGAAACGCAGCCGAGACCGUCACAGCUCCAACCUGAACUUGCACAGGAAACUGCUGUCAUCAUCGGAGGAACAAAAUAACUCAAACGAUGCUGAUGACAAUCAAAAUUUCAGAGCUGACAUAAUUCAAAAACUUUACGAAAACCAAAGCCUCGAAGACAGGGAAGCAGACAGUGAAUCUGAAGGUAAACAUUUUGUUAAAACAACUGAGAUGAAUAAGUAUGACAAAGUUGAACAGAAAAAUAUUGAUGAAAAUGAAGAUGUUGACAUGAAAAGUGAAUGUUUAACGGAUAAAGAUAAUAUACAGUCUGAGUCCGAGAAGAAUGGUGACUGUGAAGAAUCUAAGAGCAAUAACAAUACAAAGUUCCGAGAAGACGCGAAAUCUAUUGAGAAAGUAUCCCCCAAUACUCGUAAGACUAGGCGCCAGUUGAGCCAGAAUGACUUGCACAAAAACAUUCUUGUUGGUGAUAAUGCCCUAACUGUGUAACUGAUGAUUUCACGUUUCAACUUUGUUUUUUAUGCAAGGGAGGCAACUCCAAUAUAUUUUGAAAGAUUGGAGUUGGAGUUAGCUCCUUUGACUGAAAACCAAACUUAUACUUCCCACAAAAUUUCAUUCUACAGCAGACCAGCUGUUAGUUGAUUGGCCAAAUUGUGCAAUGUAGUAUUUCAAAGAAGAUUAUUAAUUUAUAGAUUGUAUGCAUAUUUAGAUAUUCGGAUCAAAUUGUUUACAACCUACUUCUCUUAUUGAUUGUUUCAUUAGCAGUGCCUAUUUAUUUACUAAUUAUUAACACCAGGGCUCAGUGAUUUCACAAUUCUUUGGCAUUUAUGCAAUCUUAACAUUUUAUAUAUUUUAAUGAUGUACAUUUGAUGUUUAAUACCUGUAUUUUAUACUAUUUUUCGUUAAUUUAUUUUGAAUCAUAAUUCAAAGUAUUUUUAUAACAAAAAAUAUCUCAUUGGUACAGAAAAUGUCUGCAAAAAUGGUGUAGUAUUAACUAAUGAGCAAACCAUGACAACAAUAUUUAGAAAACACUAACACUAUUAAAAAUAAAAUACAAGGUGUAUAUCCGUAAUAUAUAUAUAUAUAAACAUAUAUAUAUAUAUAUACACUUUUUUUUACAAUAAACCUUAAUGCUAUCUAUAUUAACCUACUUUUCCUUCAUUUACUAUUGGUUUUACUAACAUUUAUAUUGUUAUACACUUUUAUUAACUAAACACUGUGUAAACAGAUCUUAUGUAUAUACCCUGUUGUUGUUGUAACUUUGUUGUACAGGGUUACUCCCAGUCUCCCAUGGCUUUGUUGUUGUUGUUUUAAAAUAGAUGAUAAUAUAUUGUUUUCUUUGAGCAAGAUCAUUCUAGUGCUAAAUAAAGAGACAUCAUUUAUGGUACCUUCUUUUAAGCAUCUAAAAUUAAACACUAAUAUUGUUUGAAUUUAUAUUCGGACUUCCUUAAAAAAUUGUUUGUUUUGGAUAGCCAGACUGACUCAACAUAUCAUUUGAGGUCUUGACUAGAAAUAUUUUGUGCCCCAUUCACCUGAUAGAUAUUCUCGCAAUUCAGUUGUCUUGUAAAAAGACUAUUUAAUAAUAUAGCUGCUCUUUAACAUAUUCUAAAAGAAAUUCUUACUGUAACUGCUUCAUUACUUAUAAGAUAUGGUUUUAUAUGAAUGGCUUCCAUUACUUACAUUCUUUUAUUGUUAUUAUCAUAGAUAUCAAUAGAGCUACAUUUUUUUUAAAGAACUCAUGACAACUUUACAUACCUUUCUACCUAUAUGCACUGUGUUAUGGGUGCAUUAACCCAAACAAACUAUCUUUUAAGGAUGGCUGUAUGACAAUGUGUUUGCCUGCAUGUUCAGAACAACUGUUAAAACUUUGAACUGGUUCUACUGGUUCAACACUGGACAUUAAGUCAGAGUUAUUACUCUUAUUAAUAUUUAAGAUAAAUUUGCAAUAAAUCUAUGCAUAUUUGAAUGAUUUGUAUGAUAUAUUUUAUAUGGGUAGUCCUUCUUCAUAUAAUUAGUGUUUUAUUAGUAUGUUGUUAGUACAAGUAACUGCAACCAUCAUUGUUAUAAGACAAUGUGUGUUGCGCCAGAUGUCACUUUGUUUCUAUGCAAGUUUUAUAAAUGCUAUUUUAAUGGCUGAUAGAACAUUAGAGGUAGCAGUUUUACAUUGUUAAUAAUGUUUUUCGAUAUGUGUUUUUGUGUAAAGCAAUUUUAUAUAGAUUACAUUUAUUUAUUAAUCUUACAUUCGUUGUUUCCUUUGCAAACAGUUUCUGCACGAAUGCACUUUAAGAUUAAGAUGUUAUCGCAUUGUACGGCCACCAGAGAUGUUCAUGAUUUUCUCAUGUUUUCAAAUGCCUCAAAUUAUCUUUUAUUUUGCAUCCAAAAGAAAAAUUGUAUAUGAAUAUGAUACAAGUAUUGUUUAUUUCUAUGUAAAGUAAAUUGUUGCUUGCUAACUUUUGGCUUAUAUGAUUCUUUAACUUUUACCACAGUUUUAUUGCACUGUAUUUCUAGUCAGAAUUGCUAUGCAUUUUUUAGCUUGUGUACAUGUUUUUGUUCAUAAUAUACAUUUUUAAUUCAAAACAGUAUGCAAUCUUUGAUACUUUUUACAUCAUUUUGCGACUCUUAUAUAUCCACAUUGCUGAAGUUGUAUUUGAUGUAUUUGAUAGAAUGUGAACAGUAUGUAUGUAAUCUUUCUUUAUAAAAUACAGUAAAUUACAGUGUGAAACCGUACAAUUAAUAUGAAAAUACACACAAAUAAAUUGGAUGUGCUUUUGUCCACUAUUGAUGAAACAUAAUAAUAUGAGCCUUGUUGUGAGAAAACUGGUCUUAAUGCUUGUGCCUAAAGUCUCAUCCGAGAUUAGCCUGUGUAGUCCGCACAGGCUAAUCAGGGAUGACAUUUUCUGCCUGAACUUGAUUUUUGGUGAGAGGGACUUGCUUGAAACUAAAAAUACCAUAAAAGCGGAAAGUGUUGUCCCUGAUUAGCCUGUGCGGACUGCAUUUUGCCCAAUUUUCACAGAACAAGACACAUAUGUGUCACUCAUAAUGGUUUGAGUUUCUGUUUAAUUGUAUGCAACACUUCAAAUGCUCUAUGCACACGCAGUAGCUAUUUGUAUAAUUAUGCCAGUCUAUAUUUAUUAAUUAUUAAGUUUGUUUGCAUGCUAGGAAAUAGUUAAGAUGUAUGUAGAUGUUAAUGUUACAUUAUGUGAGAGCAAACCAUGUACAGUAAGUUAUAUAGAUGAAUAGAUUAAACUAUAUGAAACGA
This is a messenger RNA of Dreissena polymorpha, 5952 nucleotides long. Its product is annotated as zinc finger protein basonuclin-2-like. Gene Ontology annotation, biological process: regulation of DNA-templated transcription. Gene Ontology annotation, cellular component: nucleus. The record is from RefSeq and is a predicted model, not a curated record. The coding region runs from base 285 to 3182 and encodes 965 amino acids. NCBI's taxonomy places the organism in Eukaryota, Metazoa, Mollusca, Bivalvia, Myida, Dreissenidae. The transcript has 8 exons.